Messenger RNA from Python bivittatus (Burmese python), 1658 nucleotides. The record is from RefSeq and is a predicted model, not a curated record. NCBI's taxonomy places the organism in Eukaryota, Metazoa, Chordata, Lepidosauria, Squamata, Pythonidae.
UCUGAUAUAUUCUUAUGUUCUAUAGGUAAAGUACUUAGAAAUCUAAAACUGGAAUUAUACCAUAGUUUUAUAUUAUUUGUUCUCAUUAUAGGCAGAUAGUCCAGAAGACAUGCAUAGCUGGAUUAAAGCUAUUUCUGGUGCAAUAGUAGCUCAGCGGGGACCUGGAAGAUCAGCAGCUUCCGAGCAUUCCAGCUGUUCAGAAUCCAGCUGUCCUGCAAAAACAGCAGCAGCCACCUCACAUUCCACAACCACUCACAGCCCCACUUUGGUCCAAACCCUUAACAGCAAACCCUUUGUCUUGGAGAAGCGAAGAUUUCACGAAUCUUUUACCACGGCCAAACCAGGGAGCUUCAAGAUCCAGGCUGUCCCUUCAAGAGACUCAACUUCCAAAGUGACUCUCCGGGGCCUAUUGGAACCUCAAAAUAAAAAUGGCACUCAGGAACAGGAUUCUGAUCCAGUGGAUCUGGAUGAUGCAAGCCUUCCAGUUAGUGAUGUGUAAUAAUGGGGAGGAGUCUGGAAAAUUAAGAAUUGUUUUGGUCCUUGAAUUUCCUUUCUCAGACUUUUAGCCAAAGAUGAAAUGAAAGAACAAAAAAUAGAAUGUUGCUUAUGUUGACCUUUGUGUGUGCAUACAUUCAAAAUUUUGUAUGUUUAAUAGUCAUAUGCUGCCUUGUACUGUUUAUCAGAACAGAGCUUUUGCUUUUUCUGUAGCCUGAUGACUAAUCUUUUUAAUAGGAAGGGGCCAAAAUACUUGAUCUAAAAGUUAUUUAAGCAAGGUACCAGCUGCUAUUCAUCAUCAGUUUGGCAAAACUGAAAAAAAUCUUAAUGCUUUUUUUAAAGCCAACAUACAGCUUAAUUAUAUUGUAAUUCAGACUAUUGACAACCAAGUUGGCUUAUUUUCUAAAAAUACUGGCACAGUCUUUGGGGCAUCUAUAUCUAUGUAUACAGUGUUCUCUGAAUGUCAGGACUGCAGAGUGUAACAGUAGAGGCAAUGUAAUGCACUUUUCCUAUGCAAAGAGUUUUUUCAUGUUAAGAAAAACCAUCAUGCUGCAGUGUCUGAAAUGAGGUAUGUUUUCCUUACAAUGAAUACUUAGAUUUGAGCAAUCUAUGUAUUCAAGGCACAAAAACUGCUCAUAACAAAUAUAAUAUUUGUUAAAGUACAAUAAGUGAGAAUCUCUAUGAGAAAAGAAACCUUAUAAGAAAGGCCCACAGAUCAUUUACGCUAACCUAAAUGUGCUGACUUAAUUGGAGCUUCUGAUAAAUGUUUUGUAAAUCACUGCCCUUCCACAGAAUCCAAUUCCUUUAGAAUUUCAGAAAAUUGGUGCUGUGAAAUUUACAUGAUCAUAAUACAGCUAUUUUGAAUAUUAAGCCUAUUUUUGAUGCACUCCUAAAAGUAAAUUGUAACUUUUGCACAUUUGGAUAUUAAUGGACCAUCAAAAUAAAGGUAUUAUGUAGAUUUUUUAAAAAUAGGGAACACGAACUAUUAAAUCUUUUAAAGGUUUAACUAAAAUAUUUUAUAAUGGGCUUUGCAGUAAUUAAAUGUUUAAAACUAUUGUUCAAAAUUUUGUUUUCUCUUGUGUGAUCUCCCCUGCCCCCCUUUGGUAAGUUGUAACUGGUUCCCAUUUUAUAUUUUGGUCAGUAAAAGACUGAACAAACUCUGA